Molecule: messenger RNA, 1036 nt
Organism: Aplosporella prunicola CBS 121167
Lineage: Eukaryota; Fungi; Ascomycota; Dothideomycetes; Botryosphaeriales; Aplosporellaceae
Exons: 3
Coding region: 30-860 (276 amino acids)
Biological process (GO): nucleotide-excision repair; DNA replication; double-strand break repair via homologous recombination
Cellular component (GO): chromosome, telomeric region; nucleus; site of double-strand break
Molecular function (GO): DNA binding
Source: RefSeq, a predicted model, not a curated record
ACAUACGCCGCCUACAACACCAACACACAAUGGAUUACGGCAACGACGGCAACUACUCGAAUACCUCCUACGGUGGCCAGGGCGGCGCAGGUGGCGGAGGCUUCAUACCCGGCGAAGGAAGUCAGAACAGUCCAGGCAGCGCGUCAAAGGGAUACGGCAAAGACACCUUAAGGCCGGUUACCAUCAAGCAGAUCAACGACGCGAAGAACACCCAAGAGUCAGACUUCACUAUCGAUGGCGCCGAGAUCUCGCAGAUCACGUUUGUCGGCCAGAUUCGCAACAUUUCCCAACAGACAACCAACAUCACCUACAAGUUCGACGAUGGCACUGGCCUAGUAGAGGUCAAGCAGUGGAUCGACUCCGACGCGGCCAACCCUCUAGAACCGGCCGACGGCUCGCCCCCAAAGCUUGUCGAGAAUGCUUACGCAAGAGUCUGGGGAAAGUUGCGGUCUUACGGCGGCAAGAGACAUGUCGGUGCGCACAUCAUCCGGCCCAUUGUCGACUUGAACGAAAUCUCCUACCACCUGCUCGAAGCCACUGCCGUCCACCUCUACUUCACCCGUGGACCGCUGGGAUCAGAGGGUAAACCGGCGAUCAACGGCAACUCAAACACUACAUAUGAUGAUGGUCAGAACAACAGCGGUAGGAAGCUUCCGCCUAUGAGUGCAGCAGAGCGCAAGGUCUACGAAAUCCUACGCACUGCACCACAAGGCAACGAGGGCUUGCACAUGCAGGAGAUUGCAUCGAGGACUAAUCUGGAUAUGGCGGAUAUUGCUAAGGCAGGUGACAACUUGCUGAAUUCGGGUGUGAUUUACACCACCGUCGAUGACACUACUUGGGCAGUUCUUGAAUUUUCUUGAUUCCGAGUUCGGGGAUGCAACAAUUGUACUGAUGGCGCUGGCGGUUCGAAAAAGGCACAGAGGGAUGGGGAGUAUGCGAUUUGGGGCUCCACUGGACCAAGAUGGCCCAUUAGCCUGAUCUACUUACCAGCACCAGUGGAGAGAAAUAGAAUGCAUGCUGCAACAAUGGCAGUUGC